Molecule: messenger RNA, 4818 nt
Organism: Emiliania huxleyi CCMP1516
Lineage: Eukaryota; Haptophyta; Isochrysidales; Noelaerhabdaceae
Gene: POLQ
Product: putative DNA repair POLQ protein
Exons: 2
Coding region: 1-4818 (1605 amino acids)
Molecular function (GO): ATP binding; nucleic acid binding
Source: RefSeq, a predicted model, not a curated record
AUGCCGACGGCGUUGCCGCUCGGCGUGGCCGGCGAGGAGCUGGACCUCUCGAUCGAGGCGAUGGGCAGGCGGCUCGGCGUGCCGGCGCCGGUGGUCGACGCUUGCAGAGCCGAGCUCCGCGUGACUGCGCUGCACCGGUGGCAGGCCGAGUGCCUCUUGCUGCGCGGCGUGCUGGAGGGGCGCUCGCUCGUCUACUCGAGCCCCACCUCGGGCGGGAAGUCGCUCGUGGCGUGGCUGCUGGUUGCGAGGAUGCUGGCGACGCGCAAGAAGAAGGCGCUGAUCGUGCUGCCGUUCGUCUCGCUCGUCGAGGAGGUCGGCGCGACGCUGAGCGGUCUGCUCGCCAAGCUCAAGGUGUGCCGCACCGCCAAGAAGAAGCGGAAGAAGGGCAUGGCCGCCUUGCCGCGGCCGGUGCGCGUCGAGGUGUGCCACGGUGCGCGCCACUCCGCCAACUUCGACAAUUGCGACGUCGCCGUCUGCACCAUCGAGAAGGCGCACCUGAUCGUCAACAAGCUCGUCUUCGACAAGCAGCUGCACGAGCUCGGGGCGGUGGUGGUGGACGAGGUGCACCUGCUGGGCGACCCCAGCCGCGGCCACCUCCUCGAGCUCCUCCUCGCCAAGCUGCUCUUCGCACAGGCGCCGCCGGCCGGCCAGGGCGUCGCGGGAGCGGACGCAGGCGGCGCGGGCGGAAGCUCGGCCGGUGCCCGCGACGCGCCGCGAGGCACGCAGGUGGUGGCCAUGUCGGCAACCCUCCCCAACGCGGCGCAGAUCGCCGGCUGGCUGCACGCGGCGGUCAAGGAGGCCGACUUCCGGCCGGUCGCCCUCAAGCAGUACACUUUCAGCCUACGGGGCGGCCAGCUCGAGGCCGUUCCUGCGCCGGCCAGCGCCGGCGCACCGCACGGGCCAUCGCGAGGGCGCGCGAUGGUGGGGCGACGCCUCCUCGGACCGCUCACGCCCAACGACGCCGGCUGCCUCGGCGCGCUCUGCGCCGAGGUUGCGCACAGUCUCAACGGGCCGCAGGACGUGUUGGUCUUUUGCCCGACCAAGAAGGGCGCCGAGGGCGCGGCGGCGAGGGUGGCGGCCGCCUUUGGCGAGAAGGGCCUGCGCGCCCCGCCCGAGGUGCAGCAGCAGCGCGUGGCGCUCCUCUCGGAGCUGGAGCGAGCCAUGUGGCCGCUGGACCUGCGGCAGCUGGGCGAUGAGCCACCGCCGAGCCUGCAGGCGCUGCGCAAGACGCUGCCGCACGGUGUCGCCUUCCACCACGCCGGCCUCGACAACGAGGCGCGGGAGCUGGUUGAGAUGGGCUUCCGCCGGCCGGGCACCGUCUGCGUCCUCUGCAGCACGUCGACGCUCUCCGCCGGGGUCAACUUGCCGUGCUCCCGCGUGGUGAUCACCUCGUGCCAAGACUACGGCGACAAAGGCUGGCAGUUCCUCAGGUCGACGAGGUACCGCCAGAUGUCGGGACGUGCUGGCCGGACCGGGCUCUGUAGCCAGGGCGAGUCGAUCUUGUGCGUGGAAAACGACACGGAGAAACGCAAGGCGGAGGAGAUGAUGCGCGCGCUGCCCGAGCCCCUCUGCUCUCACCUCGGCGAGGCCGCCCCGCACGCGCUGUGCCGCUUCGUCCUCGACGCGGUGGCUUGCGGUCAAGCGUCCGACAGCAGCCGGCUGCGGCAGGCUCUGUGCUGCACGCUCGCGCACCAUCAGCUGCGCGUGAGCGAGCACCCCGAUGCGAGGAGGGCGCUGGACGACGCCAUCGGCGCCCAGCUGGCGUGGCUCACCGCGCGGAGGCUGCUCUCGCACAAUGCGCAGACGCUCACCUGGAAGCAGACCACGCUCGGCCAGGCCGUCUUCCUCUCCGGCCUCCACCCGGCCGAGGCGGUGGAGAUGCACGACGCGCUGCAGGCGGCGCUCAGCCACUUUCAGAUGGGCGACGACCUGCACCUCAUCUACCUGAUGGUGCCGUCGGCCGAGAAGGUCAAGGAGCUCUUCCGUGACACCGGCGAUGCCGGCGACGCCCGCGACAGCACCUACCGCUGGGGCCAGCUCGGCAAGCAGCUCGACGAGCUCACUCCCGCGCAGCGCAAGGUGGCCGAGGUGUGCGGCGUCGACUACGAGUACGUGCGGAUGGUGCAAGGGUGGCGCGGGUCCGUGGUCAGCCCCGACGCGGCGCGCAAGGUGGACGCGUGCUCCAAGUUUUGGGCGGCGCUCAUGCUGCGGCGCCUCAAUCGCGGCGACACCUUCUCCCGGGUCUCGUCCCGGUUCGGCGCGUCGGCCGGCGAGCUCGAGAAGCUGCAGAAGGACGCGGCUGCACACGCGAGCCGCUUCCGGACCUUCUGCUUUGAGGCGGGCUACAGCAACGUGGCCAACCUGGCGGCCUACUUCUUACAGCGCGUCGAGGGCGCGGAGGACGGGCCGAGCGCCCUCGCCAUCCAGGGCAUCGCGCAGGUUGGCCCCAAGCGUGCCAGGGCCCUCAUCCGGGCUGGCUUCAGCUCGGUCGAGCGGAUCGCCCAGGCGCCGCACGACGCGCUGCUGGGUGCGCUGCAGAAGGGCGAGAGCGGCGCGGACGCCGCGGUGCUCGCCGCAGCCGUCGGGAGGAUUCGGAGGGGCGCGGCCCGUCUCGCGGCCGCAGACGGGCCGGCGCAGCCGGGCCGGCGCUCGUCUCUGGGCGCGCCGGGCCGGCGAGGUUCCUUGCCCUUCGAGAUUGUGCCGGUUGGCAGCCGCUUCGGCGCGUGGGACGCCUUCUUCGAGGAGUGGCUCCGGGCGCCCGUCUUCUCCUGGGCCGCCCUCACCGCGGACGCCGGCGGCAGUGCGAUGCUCCAGGGAAUCGCCGUCUGCCUCUGCCCCGACAAGGUCUUUUGGGUGCCCCUUUACGAGCCUCCGCCCGGGCCUGCUCCCGAGGGGGCGGAGCCGCUCGAGGCGGCGGAGCCGCUCGAGGCGGCGGAGCCGCUCGAGGCGGCGCCCCGCCUCUCUCCGCAGGAGAGGCGACCAGAGAGGCGGCUUCGCUCGCGCUUCGUCGAGGGUGUGCGGAGGGCUUUUGCAAGCAGCAGGAGGAAGGUCGGCCAUGACGUGGCGCCGCUCCUGCCGCUGCUCUCCUCGCUUGGCGUGCGUCUCGAGCCGCCCGUCAUCGACACGAGCCUCGCUUGCGCGCUGCUCUCCCCUGGACAGAGCGGCCCCCGCGAGCUUGCCGCGGAGCUCUCCUGCUGGCCCGACACGCCCUCGGCGCUGGUGAGCGUCGCCGCGUCGUGUGCGGGCCACGAAGAGGCGUGUCUGCGCGCGGCGCAGGCCCUUUGCUUGGUGGAGCGCGUGUCGCGGCCGCUGUGGGACGAGCGGCUCGAGGAGCCGUUCAGGCUUCUCUGCAGCCUGUCGAGCUCCCCGGUGCUGCAGAGGCUCGGGCAGGGCGUGCUGCGGCUGAGCGCUCGGGCAGUGGAGGCCUUCGAGGCAGCCGCUCGGGACCGGAUGGCUCUGCUCGAGCGGCUGGCCGCGCCGCUGCUCGACGAGCUCAACCCCGGGCUCGAGCUUGCGACGCUGGCUCAGACGGGUCGGGCGGACGACGCAAGCGCGGCGUCGCUGGCGCCCUCUCUCGCAUCCCUGACGCCCGGCGCGGUCCAGCGGCUGCACGCCGUGUGGGCGGGCGUCGACAGCGGCGAUGCGAUGGCCUUCGGUCCGAGCGAGGAUGCGCAGGUCGACGCGCUGCUGCGACGAAGCGCUUGGCGCCACCGGCUAGCGUUGCUUCUGCUCGAGCUGCGCUGGCUCAAGGCCCAGGUGCAGGCCGUUGACUCGCUUCGCCGGACGGAGCAGCCGCGGGGCGGAGGUGAGCUCCGGCUGCAGCUGCGGCCCGACCCCUUGCGCGGCGGGCUGUGGCCUGCGCGGGACGAGAUGGCUGCUUUCGUGGACCUCGCCUGCCAGCCGAGCCCGGCUUGGGUCGGUGCUGCGGCCGCCGAGGAGGGCGGGUGUGCCCCCGACCCGCGGGCUGGCGAGGAGCUGCCGGCGGGCGCGUUGUUGCCGGAAGGACCGGCAGCGCGCACACCGUGGCACCUCGCCGGCUGCCUCGAGUCGCCGUCGACGGGGUGCGAGACGCUCGUCGUGCGGGUGCCUGAGCUAGCCCUCCUGAUGCUGGCACACCACGCCGCAGACGAGCACUUGCUCGCGGCGGCGGCGGAGGCGGCCGCUUCUCCGGGCGGAUCUCAAGCUUGCGAGUUUGUCGCCCGCACGGCAGCUCGCAUGCUCCGGCGACCGGCGGACGAGGUGGAGCCCGCGGCCGUCGAGCGCAUGCGCCAGCUGUGGUCGGGUCUUCUCGGCGGGUGGGUGGAGCCUCGCGCCGAACCCCCUGCCGGCCCGGCCGAGGCGCAGGCCGAGCCGCCGGCUGUCAGACUCCUCUCCGCCUUUCCGGGGGUGGCCGCCGCUCUCCUCCAGCACGGCAGAGCCGAUGUUCUCCGAUCCGCCUCUGGCCGCAAACUGCCCACCGAGAGCCUCCGCUCCGCACGCGUGCAUGAACGGGCGAGUGCUGCGGCCGCGGCGCUCGGCCGAGUCUGUGAAGCCUCUGCGCGCGACGUGCUCACCGCCGUCCUGCACCGCAUUGCGCCGCGCCUGGCCGCCGUCACCGCAGCCGGCACCGUCUCCUCCACGGCCGAUGGGGGCGAGCCAGUGAGCUGCGCGCGGCUGCUCCUGCAGGCGCCCUCCGAGCUGCGCUUCUCCGUGCCGGCGGGAGCCGCAAACACCUCGGGGGCCGGUCUGCUGCCAGAGGUGCAAGCGACUUUGGACAGAGUGGCAGGGGAGUGGGGCCUGAAGGUCGCGCUCCGGGGCGAGGUGUACGUUGGGUCUUGA